Molecule: messenger RNA, 567 nt
Organism: Lichtheimia ornata
Lineage: Eukaryota; Fungi; Mucoromycota; Mucoromycetes; Mucorales; Lichtheimiaceae
Exons: 6
Coding region: 1-567 (188 amino acids)
Source: RefSeq, a predicted model, not a curated record
AUGAAAAAAGCAACGCAAUCUUCUGGGCGAAAGGACGAAUGGGUGCCCGUCAUUGGUGAAACGAUCUAUACUGCAGGUUCGAGCAAGAACGAUGCAGCAUGGGACGAUAGCGAGUUGAUCGAGCAUUGGGAUGCAGCUCUGGAACAAUACAAGCGUUAUCACAGUGAAUUAGAAGAUGGAGGUAUCGACGAGGAUCCAUUCAAUCAUUAUUCCAACAUGUCAUCAUCGGCAAGUAGAAAAGCUGCUACUGCUACUACUGCGACUACUGCGACUACUGGUAAACGACGACGGACCAACAGCCCCAAGAGACCUAAGUCUACCGCAUCCAUGCCACCACCACCACCACCAUUUUCAAUAGCAUCAGCAUCACCACAUACGUCUAUACCACCACCUCCUCUUCCUCCUUUACCCCAUGCAACAUUAUCCGCCAAUGGCUCGCCUUUUGUUUCAAAUCAACCACCUUAUCCAGGAUCAUCUCAAGAUUCAGACAUGGCUAAUCUUAUCAUGGCAUGGUAUUAUUGUGGAUAUUAUAUGGGAUAUUAUCAGGGUAGCAGACAACAAGGCUAG